AUGCUUUGUGGAUUCGAUCGAGAAUACUGCCAGGCCAAGAGGAGCGAUGCAAUAACGAAGACCAAUAUUAACAGAACUGUCGACAAGGGUACAGGAUUCGCCCGAGGUCACAUGAGCACGACAGAAAAGCGUAGUAGUAGGGAAUUUGCUGGCCAAGAUAGACACCGAGCUUUGGACGCGGAAAGGCAAAAAGACAGGUUUUACGAGAAUCUGUUCGCCUUCCUCGCAGUAUUAUAUCCCAGUCCCGAUCAGAACAACCCAAACACCACGCGCUUCGAUGUAGACCCACCCAAGGCCGUCUUGUCGAUGUUGGUUAACAGCAAGGUCCUCGAUAAGGCCGCGGAGCUACUCAGAAACGACAGCUUAGACAAUGUGACCAAGAGAAAGAACCUCUACAUGGCGUUCUUUGGUUUUCUCCGCAACGUCGGAGUUCAUGAACUAUCGAAAAAGGCUGUCAUGUUCAAUGAGCGCGUUGUGUUGCCGGACACUAUCAAUCUCCUAACGCUGUCUUUCCAAGGUCUCCCAGGAAACGUGUCCGGGGAAAAGGUCUCUGCACUCGCCAACAAUCUUCGUAAUCUGAACAUUCAAAGCCAGGUCAUGCUGAGUGGUGCCCAGAGGUCACGGCACGAGUUUCAGGAUGAGCAGAGUACGGACCUGUUAUGGCUCUGCCGUGAGAUCUCUGACCUUUCCCAGUACCUCCAGAUUGGAGACGGCCACGCAGGACCAAUUGAUCAUGGCAUUAUUGAAGUACCGGACGACCAGAUCUGGCCCAUUUUCCAUUUUGCGAGGGAAGCACAGAUGUUCAUUCAAUCACCAAGGGGUCGUAUCAAACGACUCAUUACCGAGAUAACGACACUGAAGACAGGGCUGUCUUCUGGCAUAUAUGUCAAACACGGCAUGUCCAGACUUGAUGUGAUAAAGAUUCUUAUUGCAGGUCCCGAAGGCACGCCAUAUGAGAACGGGCUUUUUGAGUUUGAUCUCUGGUGUACAGCCGAGUUCCCGUAUAAACCACCACGAAUGUUCUUUCGCGGUGCGCAAGGUGCCGAAGUCUGGUUCAAUCCCUAUCUCCACAUGGAUGGAGUAGUGUGUCUUUCUCUUCUUGGUACUCAUAUUGGACAUCUGCCAGGCGAGAAAUGGCGUCCAGGCGAGAAAUGGCGUCCAGGCGAGUCGACUAUCCUUCAAGUCCUAAUCAGUAUCCAAGCAAUGAUCUUCGGCGCUAGUCCUCUCGACCACAUCCCAGCGGAUGUCCCAAAGGCAGGUUAUCAAGACCUUUUCGGCAUCAACAUGAUUAAUAGCUUGACAACAAAGUACGCAAUACUGGAUUGGGCCCGUGAUCCACUCGAUUUCUGGAAAGAUGUUGUAAACAUUCAUUUUCACAAGCAUGCAGACGCGAUUCUGCGUACAGUCGAGCGUUGGGCAGUUGGCGAUAGGCGUACUAAAAGCCAGUAUCCCACACAACGAUUCACCUUGCCACUUGUGCGACAACGUGAAGUGGAUUUCGCAACAAUACUACCACAACUACAGGUAACUCUCCAAGGAUACGGUGCAACGUACGCUCCACAGAUAGCGCAUUCGCAUAGCCAGAAGGAUACAAACAGCGGCAGGGCCGGAUAUGAAUCGCAGAUGCCGCCUCAUGCACGAGGAGGUCGUUUCAAUGGUCUUGGUGGCAUGGAGGGUUAUGAAGGUCCUGGGUUUCAAUUUGGGCGCGGAUCCUGA
Messenger RNA from Alternaria arborescens, 1716 nucleotides. RefSeq lists its product as hypothetical. Gene Ontology annotation, molecular function: ubiquitin conjugating enzyme activity. The record is from RefSeq and is a predicted model, not a curated record. Lineage: Eukaryota; Fungi; Ascomycota; Dothideomycetes; Pleosporales; Pleosporaceae. Bases 1 to 1716 code for a protein of 571 amino acids. The transcript is spliced from 3 exons.